GGCCUGGGGCGGAGUCAAGAUGGCUGAGGAGAAGCUCGCGCCGAGAACUCAGUUUCCUGCGUCUGUUGAAUCCCAGAAACCUCGGCAUAAAAAAGCUCCAGAGUUUCCUAUUUUGGAGAAGCAGAACUGGUUGAUUCACCUGCACUAUAUCCGGAAGGAUUAUGAAGCAUGCAAGGCUGUUAUCAAAGAGCAGCUUCAAGAGACUCACGGAUUAUGUGAAUAUGCAAUCUAUGUACAAGCAUUGAUAUUUCGCCUAGAAGGAAAUAUCCAAGAAUCCCUGGAGCUCUUUGAGACGUGUGCUGUGCUCAGCCCUCAGAGUGUGGACAACCUCAAGCAGGUGGCCAGGUCCCUAUUCCUUUUAGGGAGACAUAAAGCUGCCGCUGAAGUGUACAAUGAAGCAGCGAGGCUGAACCAGAAAGACUGGGAGAUCUGCCAUAACUUGGGCGUUUGCUACAUGUACCUGAAGCAGUUCAGCAAGGCACAGGAGCAGCUGCACAGUGCCCUGCAGCUUCACAGGCAUGAGCUCACCUACGUGAUGCUGGGGAAGGUGCACCUGCUCGAGGGAGACCUGGACAAGGCCAUCGGAGUCUACAGGAAGGCCGUGGAGUUCUCACCAGAAAACACAGAACUUCUUACAACUCUAGGAUUGCUCUACUUACAGCUUGGCAUUUACCAGAAGGCAUUUGAACACCUUGGAAAUGCACUGUCUUACGACCCCACCAACUACAAGGCCAUCCUGGCAGCUGGCAGCAUGAUGCAGACCCAUGGGGACUUUGAUGUUGCUCUCACCAAGUACAGAGUUGUAGCUUGCGCUGUUCCAGAGAGCCCUCCACUCUGGAACAACAUUGGAAUGUGCUUUUUUGGCAAGAAGAAAUACGUGGCAGCUAUCAGCUGCCUGAAACGUGCCAACUACUUGGCACCAUUUGACUGGAAGAUUCUAUACAACCUGGGCCUUGUCCACCUGACCAUGCAGCAGUACGCAUCUGCUUUCCACUUCCUCAGUGCGGCCAUCAACUUCCAGCCAAAGAUGGGGGAGCUGUACAUGCUCCUGGCCGUGGCCCUGACCAACCUGGAGGACCUAGAGAACGCCAGGAGAGCCUACGCAGAAGCUGUGCGCCUGGAUCAGUGUAACCCUUUGGUAAACUUGAACUACGCUGUGCUGCUGUACAACCAGGGUGAGAAGAAGGCUGCCCUGGCCCAGUAUCAGGAGCUCGAGAAGAAGGUCCGACUGCUCAAGGACAGUGGCUCUGUGGAAACUGACCCAGAGAUGGUGGAGAUGGCUCAGAAGUUGGGAGCUGCUCUCCAAGUUGGGGAGGCACUCGUCUGGACCAAACCAGCUAAAGACGCCAAGUGCAAGCCCCGUGGCACCUCCAGCGGCAAGCCUGCUGUUCUCCAGCAGCCUCUGGGCUCCAAUCAAGCUCUAGGCCAGGCCAUGUCCUCAGCAGCUGCAUACAGAACGCUCCCCUCAGGUGCUGGAGGCUCAGCCCCGCUCACCAAGCCACCGUCUCUUCCUCUGGAGCCAGAGCCUACUGUGGAAGCAAGUCCAGCGCAAACACUGGAACAGAUGAGAGAGAAAUAGCAUAGGAUAACCCCAGGAUUAGGGAUUCUUAGACGAGGAUGUAUCAGGUUAGGAAAGGCCAAGUAGAGGCCAGCACCGUUCUGUGGGCAGGCUCCACGGGGUAAGGAGGUGGAAGGCAGGGAGGGUUGGCACGACCCGUUUGGAAAGGAGGCCAAGGCACAGCAUGGUAGCCUCCUGGGCCCCUCAGCCAGAAAACAGAUGACCUACCUGGUCCCUUU
Molecule: messenger RNA, 1797 nt
Organism: Ochotona curzoniae (black-lipped pika)
Lineage: Eukaryota; Metazoa; Chordata; Mammalia; Lagomorpha; Ochotonidae
Gene: BBS4
Product: Bardet-Biedl syndrome 4
Exons: 16
Coding region: 20-1579 (519 amino acids)
Biological process (GO): cilium assembly; protein localization to cilium
Cellular component (GO): ciliary basal body
Molecular function (GO): protein binding
Source: RefSeq, a predicted model, not a curated record